UAGACCUCACCCCGGCGAAAGGCUUGAGCAGCAAUAGUACAGAAUCCAGAAUGGAUGUCCUCUUCGUAGCUGUCCUUGCUGUGCCACUUAUCCUGGGACAAGAAUAUGAAGAUGGAGAGAGCCUGGAAGAGGAUUAUUACUAUUAUCAGGUUGUCUAUUACUACACAGUCACCCCCACUUAUGAUGACUUUGGUGCAAAUUUCACCAUUGAUUACUCCAUGUUUGAGUCAGAGGACAGGCUGCAGAGUCCAGAUCUGAAUGAUGGUGUUUCCAGUCUGCAAAGUCCUGUACACCUCAUCCUGUGGUGGGCCCUAGUUCAGGGAGGGAUGUAUUUCACAUAAAAG
Molecule: messenger RNA, 344 nt
Organism: Otolemur garnettii (small-eared galago)
Lineage: Eukaryota; Metazoa; Chordata; Mammalia; Primates; Galagidae
Gene: CUNH1orf54
Product: chromosome unknown C1orf54 homolog
Exons: 5
Coding region: 51-341 (96 amino acids)
Source: RefSeq, a predicted model, not a curated record